This is a messenger RNA of Oncorhynchus mykiss (rainbow trout), 4048 nucleotides long. RefSeq names its product SH3 and SYLF domain containing 1 (gene sh3yl1). Gene Ontology annotation, biological process: regulation of ruffle assembly. NCBI's taxonomy places the organism in Eukaryota, Metazoa, Chordata, Actinopteri, Salmoniformes, Salmonidae. Gene Ontology annotation, molecular function: protein binding; phosphatidylinositol binding. The record is from RefSeq and is a predicted model, not a curated record. Gene Ontology annotation, cellular component: ruffle membrane.
GAGACGAGGUCUUUCUGGCAGCACACGAGACAGCCAGGGUAACAGGUGUGUAGGACGCUAUUUUAUUACUUACCUGCCGCAGGUGACUAUGGUAGAAGUCUAACAAACUAACUGACGAACUGAAGCGAAACAAGUCACAGUUGAUAAAAUGAAUAACCCAAUCCCGUCCAACAUGAAGUCCGAGGCGAAGAAAGCUGCCAAGAUCCUCAGAGAGUUUACUGAGAUCUCCAACCGCACUGGGCCUGACAAACUCAUCCCAGCCAAUAUAUUAGCCAAGUGUCAGGGCCUGGCCAUCAUCACAGUGAUCAAGGCAGGCUUCAUGAUCACAGCUCGAGGCGGCAGCGGUAUAGUCAUCGCUAGACUGGCUGACGGACGUUGGUCUGCUCCCUCUGCCAUUGGUAUAGCUGGUCUGGGCGGUGGCUUUGAGAUUGGAGUUGAGGUAUCAGACCUGGUGGUGAUUCUGAUGCAGCGCAGGGCGGUGGAUUCUUUCUCUAAAGGAGGGAACCUCACUCUGGGGGGCAACUGUACUGUGGCGGUAGGACCGAUGGGGAGGAACGUGGAGGCUGAUGUAGCGCUACGUAGUACAGCAGCAGUGUUUACUUACUGUAAGUCCAGAGGCCUGUUUGCUGGAGUCUCUCUGGAGGGAUCCUGCCUCAUAGAACGCAAAGACACCAACCGCAAGUUCUACUCCCAGGACAUCCGUGCGUCGGCCAUAUUGAAUGGAGAUGUAGAACCUCCCCCAGAAGCUGAUGACCUGUACUGUGUCCUGGAGAGCUACACAGAUAAAUACACUACUGAGUGGACAGCCAAACACCUAGCGCAGAAGGCCAGUGGUCCUCCAGCUAGACCCCGAGCUCCUGCCACACAGAGACCUGCUAGCACAUACAGGACAGAGGCAGUGAAGCCCUCCCUCUAUCCAAGCGUCUCUGCUUUCAAAUCUGGCAGCACAGAAUCCUAUAAGAGAAGUCCAAGUAGCACAAGGACAAUCCAAAACGAUUACGGUGGGGUCGGGCCGUGGGACGCGGGGCCUGUAGUCGUCACGGCGGUACACCCGUUCACGGGGCAACAGCCUGGCGACCUGAGCUUCAACCCUGGCGACCGCAUCACUGUGGUUACCAAGACAGAGUCACAGUAUGACUGGUGGGAGGGAACGCUGAACGGACGGACCGGAAUCUUCCCCGCUAACUUCGUCUCCUACCCCUGAACACACACUCACACUCUCUCUCUCACACACAGGUCUGUCACACACAUGGACACUUAUAUUGCUGGGAGUAAUGUUUUCAACACACUACAUGGACACAUGAUGUCCCACACUCUGUAACACGAACACUCUCCACAAUGUUCAAGACUCACACUAACUGACUCUGAUUACUACAGUUCAGGGGAAGGUCUUCCUAUUGGACGGUAUGGGUAGUCACGCUGUCUUCCUAUUGGACGGUGUGGGUAGUCACGCUGUCUUCCUAUUGGACGGUAUGGGUAGCCACCCUGUCUUCCUAUUGGACGGUAUGGGUAGUCACGCUGUCUUCCUAUAGGACGGUAUGGGUAGUCACGCUGUCUUCCUAUUGGACGGUAUGGGUAGUCACGCUGUCUUCCUAUAGGGCGGUAUGGGUAGCCACGCUGUCUUCCUAUUGGACGGUAUGGGUAGCCACGCUGUCUUCCUAUUGGACGGUAUGGGUAGCCACGCUGUCUUCCUAUAGGACGGUAUGGGUAGCCACCCUGUCUUCCUAUAGGACGGUAUGGGUAGUCACGCUGUCUUCCUAUAGGACGGUAUGGGUAGUCACGCUGUCUUCCUAUUGGACGGUAUGGGUAGCCACCCUGUCUUCCUAUAGGACGGUAUGGGUAGCCACGCUGUCUUCCUAUAGGACGGUAUGGGUAGCCACCCUGUCUUCCUAUUGGACGGUAUGGGUAGUCACGCUGUCUUCCUAUUGGACGGUAUGGGUAGUCACGCUGUCUUCCUAUUGGACGGUAUGGGUAGUCACGCUGUCUUCCUAUUGGACGGUAUGGGUAGCCACCCUGUCUUCCUAUAGGACGGUAUGGGUAGCCACCCUGUCUUCCUAUUGGACGGUAUGGGUAGUCACGCUGUCUUCCUAUUGGACGGUAUGGGUAGCCACGCUGUCUUCCUAUUGGACGGUAUGGGUAGCCACCCUGUCUUCCUAUUGGACGGUAUGGGUAGUCACGCUGUCUUCCUAUUGGACGGUAUGGGUAGUCACGCUGUCUUCCUAUUGGACGGUAUGGGUAGUCACGCUGUCUUCCUAUUGGACGGUAUGGGUAGCCACCCUGUCUUCCUAUAGGACGGUAUGGGUAGCCACCCUGUCUUCCUAUAGGACGGUAUGGGUAGCCACCCUGUCUUCCUAUAGGACGGUAUGGGUAGCCACCCUGUCUUCCUAUAGGACGGUAUGGGUAGCCACCCUGUCUUCCUAUAGGACGGUAUGGGUAGCCACCCUGUCUUCCUAUUGGACGGUAUGGGUAGCCACGCUGUCUUCCUAUAGGACGGUAUGGGUAGUCACGCUGUCUUCCUAUUGGACGGUAUGGGUAGUCACGCUGUCUUCCUAUUGGACGGUAUGGGUAGUCACGCUGUCUUCCUAUUGGACGGUAUGGGUAGCCACGCUGUCUUCCUAUAGGACGGUAUGGGUAGCCACCCUGUCUUCCUAUAGGACGGUAUGGGUAGCCACCCUGUCUUCCUAUUGGACGGUAUGGGUAGCCACCCUGUCUUCCUAUAGGACGGUAUGGGUAGCCACCCUGUCUUCCUAUAGGACGGUAUGGGUAGCCACCCUGUCUUCCUAUAGGACGGUAUGGGUAGCCACCCUGUCUUCCUAUAGGACGGUAUGGGUAGCCACCCUGUCUUCCUAUAGGGCGGUAUGGGUAGUCACGCUGUCUUCCUAUAGGACGGUAUGGGUAGCCACCCUGUCUUCCUAUUGGACGGUAUGGGUAGUCACGCUGUUUCCUAUUGGACGGUAUGGGUAGCCGCGCUGUCUUCCUAUAGGACGGUAUGGGUAGCCACGCUGUCUUCCUAUAGGACGGUAUGGGUAGCCACGCUGUCUUCCUAUAGGACGGUAUGGGUAGUCACGCUGUCUUCCUAUUGGACGGUAUGGGUAGUCACGCUGUCUUCCUAUUGGACGGUAUGGGUAGCCACGCUGUCUUCCUAUAGGACGGUAUGGGUAGCCACCCUGUCUUCCUAUAGGACGGUAUGGGUAGCCACCCUGUCUUCCUAUUGGACGGUAUGGGUAGCCACGCUGUCUUCCUAUAGGACGGUAUGGGUAGCCACGCUGUCUUCCUAUAGGACGGUAUGGGUAGCCACGCUGUCUUCCUAUUGGACGGUAUGGGUAGCCACGCUGUCUUCCUAUAGGACCGUUCCUACCUGAACUUUACUCUGUGGCUCGCUAUAGUCCAGUUCAUUAAGGUCAGCCUGCUUCUGAAACCGUUCAAAACAGGGAGGGACCUACCUGAAUUUGUCCAAUAGAAACUCUUGUUUUCAUUGCAAAACCGUUUUUCUACAGUGUUUUGAUUAAUGAAUGUUAAUGAUGUUACCAGCCAGCUCUGUUCACUUCUAGAGACCCGAACCACGCUGGGAAGGGUGAUGUAGAAAGACUAUAUCCGAGCCAGUGCAGUGCAGUUUGGGUCGGCAAGAUGGUGUGAAUAAGGUACCAGUUUUAGAGCAUUGAACAGAGGAAAGCUACAGAACGGUGCUGUUAAUCUGUUAUAUUCUCACUCGUUAUAUUAUAUGCUGUACGGCAAGUCACAAAUUGGCUUGGCAAGGGUGUUUGGCAUUAUAUUACAAUGAAGUCGAUAGAUCAUUUUAUUUGUUUUGUUUCUAUUAAAAUGCAUUAUAGAUCAUCUGUACCUGCCGGUUAUUUUAUGCUCUGUAGUUUCUGGGAUUAUGUGCAGUAUUUUACAUUUUACUCCGUACUGCCGUUUUUGUAUGAUGCUGGAUCAAAAGUAUUUAAUAUAAAAUAAUCUGUUUUAUCUUAACAUCUGUAUGUAAUGAUAGUUUGUACGGAUUUCUCUCUGAAUGUGUGUGUGGAUAUGUAUUAAAGAACCUUGUCUGUAA